AAAAUGACAACUAGAAGGUUAAGUAGAGUCGAUAUAAAAACCACCUACGUGUAAUAAUCUAUUCUCCCUUUUAAUAUAUCGUGUGAAUAUCGUAUUCUUUUUUUAUUUUAAUCGAAAGAAUGAAGUGUACUACUCCUGAAAUUUCGUGGCAUAACCGUGACCCGGUACUGAGUGUUGAUAUACAAAAUAGUCUGUGUGAGAAUUUGAAAGGAGAAACAUUUUGGAGAGUAGCGACCGGAGGAGCGGAUUGUCAUGUUUUGAUAUGGCACUUGAUAACAACAGAGUGUGGUGGAGCUACUGUAAACUUUGCAGCAGACUUGGAACGUCAUCAAAGAGCAGUAAAUGUAGUAAGAUUCUCUCCAUCGAAGGAAAUUCUAGCAUCAGGAGAUGAUGAAUCAACUAUUAUCUUGUGGAAAAUCAAAGAGGACCGAGACUCUUCUGCACCUUCAGAUGAUACUGAAAGCAAAGAACAGUGGACUUCUUGGAAGGUGUUGAGGGGUCAUAUCGAAGAUAUUUAUGAUAUCAGCUGGUCACCAGACUCUAACUCUUUAAUUUCUGGAUCAGUUGACAACACUGCUAUAAUAUGGGAUGUUAAGAAAGGCCUUAAAACUGCAAUAUUAUCGGAUCACAAAGGUUUCGUCCAAGGAGUGUCCUGGGAUCCUUGUAAUCAAUAUGUCUGCACCAUUAGCACAGACAGGCACUGCCGCUUAAUAAGUAUUGCUACAAAGAAAGUCGUCCAACGUGUUUAUAAAUCCGUAAUCCCAACAUCAUCCGAAAGUCCACUUGAGAGGAAACUUGUACGUUUAUUUUAUGACGACACAUUUAAAUCUUUUUUUCGGAGGCUGACCUUUUCUAUAGACGGAUCAUUGAUUUUUGUUCCUUCCGGAAUAAUAGAAUCACAUGAGACUACAGAAACUAUAUCAAAUGCAACGAUUGUUUUCUCUAGGCAUAAUAUAAAAGAACCGAUAAUGAUUUUGCCAACUCUAAACGAAUGUACUAUAGCUGUACGAUGUUGUCCCGUGUAUUUCGAAUUGCGAGAGAAUGGUCCAGACGCUUUGAUAACACUGCCUUAUAGAAUGGUAUUUGCUGUCGCAACUCAAAGUUCUAUAUUAAUUUAUGAUACACAGCAAAUUUCUCCUAUUGGUGUGAUAACACUUAUUCACUAUGGUAGACUGAAUGAUCUUUCAUGGUCCAGUGAUGGCCAAAAUUUAAUCGUUGCCUCAAGCGAUGGCUAUUGUUCUGUAAUACAUUUUGAAAAAGGUGAACUAGGUAAAAUUUAUGAAAAGGAACCUGUUAGUGCGGUGAAGAAGACGCCUAAAAGUUCUGGCAAAAAAUCUUCGAACAAAAUGAAAGACAAUCCAAUGAAAAGCAACUUAACAACGUUUGACAUAGACGAUUGUGCAAUGGAUAUUGAUCUUGUAAAGUGUGAUACUAAAACAAUAGUAAAUGAUCCGCCUGAAGAACUUAAUGGACAGAAAUCGAAGAAAGUCAUGAGCGAGCAUAGUAUUACAUCAGAAAUCAAUGAUUUACAGACGAUCAAGAAAUUAAAUGAGGAUACAGAAGAAACAGAAGACAUCAAAUUAGUAUAUGAAGAGAGCAUUAAUGACACGACCAAAACAAAAGCGAAAACUACUCCACCGAAAGUGGAUGUUGCACCGAUCAUAUGUCACAAAACCCCUAGAAGAGUACAAUUAAUAACUUUGUCGAGUCCAAAGAGGCAAAAAACAAUAGUUACUUGUGCAGAAAAAUAAAAUAGACUCUUUUUAAGACUUAUACAUAACUUUCAAUUGUAGAACUAUUUUUAUAAUCUAGAAUAUUGAUUACGAGAGAAUGUUCGAAAUG
Molecule: messenger RNA, 1842 nt
Organism: Linepithema humile (Argentine ant)
Lineage: Eukaryota; Metazoa; Arthropoda; Insecta; Hymenoptera; Formicidae
Gene: Caf1-105
Product: chromatin assembly factor 1, p105 subunit
Biological process (GO): nucleosome assembly; DNA replication-dependent chromatin assembly
Cellular component (GO): CAF-1 complex; nucleus
Molecular function (GO): protein binding
Source: RefSeq, a predicted model, not a curated record